AAUUGAAGCAAAAUACUUUUCAACUCAAAAUGAAGCGAAACUUCAGGUACUGAAGCAGAAAAGAAGCAAACCAUAAAAAAUAUUUCUUGUGAAAAACUUUAUCAAAAAGUUUUAAACUAGUUUCAGAACUCAAAAUGAACCGAGACAACUCUAUUGCAAAUCUAGAAAUAUUUCUAGAUCAAGCUGUAAAUAAUACAAAUAACGAUGAUGAGCUUGAUAUCUCAGCUUUAGAUGCGUUUUGUCAUGUCUUGAAAAAAGAACCUGAUCUCAGUGCAACGGCAGCUCGCUUAUUAGCUGGAAAAAUCCAAUCACAAAAUAUUAAAGAAUCGCUUUUAGCGCUUGACGCCCUUGAAGAAUGUAUGGAUUCACUCGGUCCCAACUUCCAAACUGAAGUGAACAAAUUUAAAUUCCUUAAUGAGUUGCUUCGAUUAGUUAGCAAGAAAUACCUUGGUGACACAACACCAAAAGAAAUUCAAGAUCGUAUUCUUGACAUUCUUUUCACAUGGACUGAUAAGUAUCCAGAACUGGUUAAAAUAACAGAAGCUUACAAAAUGUUGAGAACACAAGGAGUGAUUCAUGAACCACAAAAGAAUGUGAUAAAGUCCAACAGCAAAAAGUCAACCGAUACAACAUUGAAAUUAAUGGAAUCAGAAAAAUUCAAACGUUUAUUGCAAAGUAAAAAUCAAAAAGACAUUGAAGCUGCCAACUUAAUGAUUCAAAACAUGGUUCGUGAUAACGACAGGAAGAGUCAAAUGCAAAAUCGUCGUCUUAUGGAUCUUCAGAGUGCGAAUGAAAACUCAAUUUUAUUAAAAGAAAUGCUUGAUGAGUUUGACUUGUCUGAAGCAUCGGAUGAUAUGUUAAGGACAUUAGAAGAUAUCUUCAACAAUUGCGUGAAGUUAAAGCCAACAGUUAUGAGACUUGCAGAAGAAUCGCAUGACUCUGAGACAUUUACAAAUAAAAUUUCCGACACUUCUGGUAUGAUGACCAAAGUUAUUGAACUUUAUAUUGAAAGAGUUGUGAAUAAAACUCCGGUUGCUAAGAAACCUCAAGUAACUGCUAAAACUAAUAAUUUACUUGAUGUGUCGACAUCUGAAACUAAGAAAUCUGAUGAAAAUGGAACGCUUAACGAGUUGAACGACAUUUUCUCAUCAACUGCAACUUCAUUUCCACCAAAAGUCUCUCAACAAAUUGAGACAUCACUUCUAACACCACAAGUCAUUCCUAAUUCUUCCUAUUCCAAUAAUGAUAUCAUAGCGAUGAUUAACAAACAUAAAACAACAUCACCUGAUGAUCUCUUGGGGAAUUUCGAUAUGCCUUCGCCACAAACUCCCACAAAGCCUUUGCAAAAGUCAUUGAAUGACAAAUCAAAAGGUUCAUUAUGUGAAAUCGAGUCAAUUGUUUCUGGGAUGAAAACAAAAUUAUUACAAACAUCAGAAAGUGUUGAAACGUUUCCAAAAUCUACAAGCGAUUCAGAUGACGAUGUUAAUAAUUUAAUUCAUGAAGAAAUCAAGCCAGAAAAAGUUGAAGUUAAACAAGAACAACCCGAACAAGAAAUUAAAAUUGCUUUGAGAGAUAUAAAUUUGGACAUUAACAACAUUGAACCAAGUGAGAGUGAGCCUCGCACUAUUUGCGAUGAAAAGAAAGGCCUCAAAAUUCUUGUGAACUUUACAAAAGAUCGUCCAGCCAAGGAUGUCAUGGUACUCGUCAUUACUGUUAUCAAUCAAGGUCCAAAUGCAAUCAGCAACUUUCAAUUCGAUGCGAGUGUUUCUAAGCCAUGUAAGUUGCGAAUUUUAAAAGCGUCUGAUGAUAAAUUGCCAGGAGUCAAACCAUUUAAGCCACCAACUGAAACAAUCAAUCAAAUCAUUCUACUCAUGAAUCCAACACAUCAACCCGUUAACAUGAUUGCAAUCUUAACUUACAAUAUUCAAGACGAUGACGACCCUGUUAAGGAGUCUUUUGAAAUCAAAGACAUUCCAUUCAAUUGUUAAUUAAGCAAAAAACUUUUUUCUUAUGAGAUUCGUGAGUUAUAAUCAAAACAAAAAAUUAAUGAAAGUCUUGAUAGUCUUCAAAAUCUACCCUGAAACAACUUAAAUAAAUUUAUUCUUAUAUGAUUCAUUUCUGAAUGGAAUUAUAAAAUAAAAGUAAAUAAAUUGAUCGUCAAAAGUUAAUUUAUAUUUUAUCUUUAAUUUUAUACAAAGUUUGACUUCAAACUUUACCCCCUUGUAGCUCAACGCCUACACAUUGAAUAUAAAUGUUGAUGCCCUGAAAAUUUCACAAUAAAAAACCAAC
Molecule: messenger RNA, 2289 nt
Organism: Clunio marinus
Lineage: Eukaryota; Metazoa; Arthropoda; Insecta; Diptera; Chironomidae
Source: the annotation of a GenBank genome assembly